Molecule: messenger RNA, 978 nt
Organism: Punica granatum (pomegranate)
Lineage: Eukaryota; Viridiplantae; Streptophyta; Magnoliopsida; Myrtales; Lythraceae
Source: RefSeq, a predicted model, not a curated record
AAUCACUCCUCGUUGUAUAGAUUACAAGUUAUUAUUAAUAUAUUUAUAUAUACGUAUGGGCCCACUGACAGCAGAAACUGUCUGUUGGGGUUGGGGUUGGGGAGAUUAUUGAGGGAAACCAACUGUUGAUAGAUAAGAAGAGUGAAGAAGGGAGCAAAAGCAGAAGCCAGGGAGGGAAAGAAGGAAUGGCAGGUGAGGAGGUGAAGAACGUGGAAGCGGCAGAGCCAGAGAAGGUGGAAGCGGCAGAGCCAGAGAAGGCGGCUGUGGAAGUAGAACCCAAGAAGGAAGUUCAAGUUCCUGAGGAGAAGAAGGAGAAGGAGGAGGAGAAAGCCGUAGCUGUAGCAGCUGCAGCUCCAGUUCCUGAUGAGAAGGCUAUGGUAGUUUCUGAAAAAACUUCAGGUGCCCUAGUGAAGAAGACAUCAACUGAUAGAGAUCUCGCUCUUGCAGAAGUUGAACGGGAGAAGAAGGCAUCGUUCAUCAAGGCAUGGGAAGACAGCGAGAAAGCAAAAGCUGAGAACAAGGCCCAGAAGAAGCUUGCUGUUAUUUCUUCCUGGGAGAACAGCAAGAAGGCUGCCGAGGAGGCUGAAUUAAGAAAAAUUGAGGAGAAACUGGAGAAGAAGAAGGCAGAGUAUGGGGAGACGAUGAAGAACAAGGUGGCUAUACUCCACAAGCAAGCAGAGGAAAAGAGGGCAAUGAUCGAGGCUCGGCGUGGAGAAGAAGUCCUCAAAGCGGAAGAAAUGGCCGCAAAAUACCGUGCCAUAGGAUACAUGCCGAAGAAAUGCCUCGGGUGCUUCUGAAUGUCCUUUUACAUGUUUCCACGUGUACAUUUUUCCAUGAUACCUCAAAGCAUUCCGUGUGUACAUCUUGCGAAGAAACUGUCAUAUGAAAUGGGUUCAGUUUUAGUUCUGCCUUUGUAUGUUUGCAUGGCAAGAAACAAUUGUGACAAAUAACAAGUUCUUCAGAUGUCGUUAUGAGUUA